Centropristis striata (black sea bass) is the source of this 2714-nucleotide messenger RNA. Its product is annotated as phosphatidylcholine:ceramide cholinephosphotransferase 2-like. NCBI's taxonomy places the organism in Eukaryota, Metazoa, Chordata, Actinopteri, Perciformes, Serranidae. Gene Ontology annotation, molecular function: ceramide cholinephosphotransferase activity; sphingomyelin synthase activity. The transcript has 6 exons. Gene Ontology annotation, cellular component: Golgi membrane; endoplasmic reticulum membrane. Gene Ontology annotation, biological process: ceramide biosynthetic process; sphingomyelin biosynthetic process. Bases 274 to 1422 code for a protein of 382 amino acids. The record is from RefSeq and is a predicted model, not a curated record.
UGAGAACUACUGCUUUAGGGAGUAAACAUGUUUUUGUUUUUCCAGGUUUGUGCUGAAUCAUCGUGAUCGACCAACCAGCCGCCUCCAGUUUAUCUGAAGAUACUGAUGAGAUUAUUGAUCCGCCAAUCAAUCAAUCAAUCAAUGACCCUGGACUCCUGGUCUCUUUCUGCUGCAGUGCUGAUUCUGGAUUACUGAUUUUAUCGGAAUAUUUCUGAGCUUUUUGUCGCAGAUUUUUGUAAACUUUCUUCUUCCUGGUCAAAGAACUCUUGAAGCAUGGCAGCGUCAGAACUGAUCCAGGACAGCGACGAUGUCCGUCCUCAUGUGGAAGCUAACGUGACCACGACGAAUCCCCCAACGCCGCCAAGGGUCGCCAAUGGGAACCCAACCCGCCACGCCUCCCCGCCGCCGCCACCCUCCACGGACGCCCACGACGGCAAGACCCCUCAGGAGGGGCGUAAGCUGAGCAGCCUGCUGAAGCAGAACCACCUGAUCCAGUCUCUGAGCAGCGGGCUGAGGCGCCACUGCGACUACGUCAAGAUCACGGUGCCGGAGGAGCGCGCCAACCGCCUCCCCAAGGAGUGGUGGAAGACGGGCGUGGCCUUCCUCUACGCCGUCUUCGUGCUGGUCUUCACCACCGUCAUCAUCACCGUGGUCCACGAGCGCGUGCCGGACAAGUCGGUGAGCCCGCCGCUGCCCGACAAGUUCUUCGACUACGUGGACCGCGUGCCCUGGGCCUUCACCGUCACCGAGGUCAACGGGCUGAUCCUGGUCGGGCUCUGGUUCGUCCAGUGGAUCUUCCUCAAACACAAAGCGAUCAUCGGUCGCCGCUGUUUCUUCCUGAUCGGGACGCUCUACAUGUACCGCGCCGUCACCAUGUACAUCACCACGCUGCCCGUGCCCGGGAAACACAUGGUCUGCGCUCCCAAGCUUUACAACGACUCGACUGGGAAAAUCUGGAGGAUUUUGAGGCUGAUCUCAGGAGGAGGUCUGUCUCUGACCGGCUCUCACCUGAUGUGUGGAGACUUCCUGUACAGCGGUCACACCGUCAUGCUGACGCUGUCCUACCUCUUCAUCAAAGAGUACUCCCCCCGCUGGAUGCGCUGGUACGUGUGGAUCUGUUGGCUGCUCAGCGCCUCUGGAGUCGUCUGCAUCCUCGUCGCUCACGAGCAUUACAGCAUCGACGUGGUGGUGGGGUACUUCGCCACCACCAGGACCUUCUGGUGGUACCACACCAUGGCCAACACACAUACGCUGCGCCAGGCUCCCAACAACUACCUGUCGAGGACGUGGUGGAACCCCGUCUUUAACUUCCUGGAGAAGAACGUGCAGACGACGGUUCCCAUCGUGUUCUCGUGGCCCGUGGCGCUGCCCUCCUCCUGCAGGCAGCGCUACAGGAUGGUGGAGGGCGGCAGGGACGAGUGACCCGGGACUCCUGCAGCAGGACCGAGAACCUUAUUUAUGAGGACCAGCAUCUCCAGCUGAGAGCAGGAAGAGACGUUUACAUGAUCAGCUGGUGAUUGUUUAUCACUUAAACCCCCCCAAAACGGUUAAAAAGCAGUUAAUCCUGCUGAAUCAGCAGAGAGAGAGACAAUUUUUCAGCGUUUGUGCCAAAAAUUGAGGACAAAAGUUUGCAGCUUGUGGCCGUGUUUCAGUGAAAACAUUGUUUACUUGAUUUGAGUUCAGAUUAGCAAUUAUUACAAACAUCUCAAGCUAGUUUAAAGUUUAAAGAGUGCCAGUAAAUGCAAACUACCAUCCUGCAAACCGUGCGGGAUCUGCUGCAGCUGCAGGACUGGACUUCAGAUGUAGAUUUUGAGGGUUUUUUUUGGUUUUGCAGCUCAAACAGCAACAGAUCGACCAGCUGCAGAGGUGAAAAGCAGCAAUACCGGGCCUUGUGCAUGAAGGGUUUCUUAUUUUUCUCUUAUUUAUACACAGCAAUAAGAGGAAUAUAAGAAAAUCCUACGUGGGAGUCAUGAAACAUGUCAUGCCAUGUCUUUUUUGACAAUUUUACUUUUAUAAUUAACAUAUAAGAAAUAAACACAGCUAUAUUAACAUAGAUGAUGAUGCAUCAUAGCACAAAAAUGUAGUUAAAAUGAGUACAGAUAUUAUUAUAAUCACUCAAUAAAUGGUUUAAAAAGUGCAAAAACAUCCAAACAGAAACUCUGUUCUCACCGAAAAUUUAGAUUUAUCCGGUUCUUUAAUUGAAUAUGCCUGCCAGAAAAUGUGUAAUUAGCCCCGAUCACUGAAAUUAAAAAGUUAGAUUUAUUUUGAAAGGCAAUAAUGCAAAUUUAUGUAGAGUCGUGGCCAGCCGGAGUGUGAGCUUGCAGGCAUAUAGAGGCCGGAUUUAAUCAUCUUUAAUUAGUGUCUCAAUAAUUACAUUAUCUUCUGCUGUUUUGAGCUUUUACAUCAUCAUUAUUACCUUUUAACAGCACAAAAAGUGAGUCAGCGUUUGUGGGAAUUGGCAAAUUUUCAUUCAAAUUAAGAAGUACAAAAGUCUUAAUAGUCAGGCGGCUUAGCUAAAUAAAGGGGACACGCUGGACAAAAGCACCAAAUUUUUUCCACAUGCUCUCUAUCACCAUAGGUUUCAAUUUUUGGUAGGAGCCACUUCAUCAAGAUGGCCGAUCCGAGAUGGCACCCAUAUAAAGUCUAUGAGAACCAAUACAUCUUCCAAGCCACUCAGAAGGUCAAUCUUGGUGUCAAAAUCUACAUUUUCUGGG